Trichogramma pretiosum is the source of this 1973-nucleotide messenger RNA. RefSeq names its product probable glutamate--tRNA ligase, mitochondrial (gene GluRS-m). Bases 167 to 1702 code for a protein of 511 amino acids. The record is from RefSeq and is a predicted model, not a curated record. Lineage: Eukaryota; Metazoa; Arthropoda; Insecta; Hymenoptera; Trichogrammatidae. Gene Ontology annotation, molecular function: tRNA binding; ATP binding; glutamate-tRNA ligase activity. Gene Ontology annotation, biological process: glutamyl-tRNA aminoacylation. The transcript is spliced from 8 exons.
GUUGCUGACGUUAGACUCUGUAGUUAGUGAAAUAAGUUACGAAAAUCAACAAUUGCAACAGCACAAUUAGUGUACUAUUAAUGUCGUCGGCUGCUUUUAAAUAGGAAAAAGCAUUUUUGUGAUAUCUGUACUUACAUAUUAAAUAAAUAGCUUAAGCACAAUUACUAUGCAUCGAAAGUUACUCAAAACAGCUUGGAAUUGUCAAAUUUUAACUAAACGUUUUUAUGCAAGAUCACUCAUUAGAGUAAGAUUUGCACCAAGUCCUACAGGCUAUUUACACCUGGGAGGCUUACGAACAGCUUUAUACAAUUAUCUUUUUGCUCGUUCAAAUAAUGGAGUUUUUAUUCUAAGAAUAGAAGAUACUGAUCAAACUAGAGUGGUGCCUGGAGCAGUAGAACAACUUCGAGAUGACUUGAUAUGGGCUGGAAUCAUUCCAGAUGAAGAUCCUAUCAGAGAGGGUCCUUUUGGGCCGUAUAUUCAAUCCAAACGAUUAGAACUUUAUCAAGAUCAAAUCAAAAUAUUGUUAGCUAAUGGCUCUGCAUACAAAUGCUUCUGUUCAGAACGCAGGCUGGAUAUGCUAAGAAAAAAUGCUCUUAAGGAACGACAAAUUCCAAAAUAUGACAAUAGAUGUAGACAUUUUAGUGAUCAAGAAGUAAAAGAAAGACUGAAAAGAGGAGAGAGUUAUUGUGUUAGAUUCAAGCUCACUCCAACUCCAGAUCCUUUCAAAGAUAUGGUUUAUGGGGAUGUUACUUAUAAUGUUGCUCAAAAUGAAGGUGAUCCAAUUAUUCUAAAAAGUGAUGGUUUUCCAACAUACCAUUUUGCUAAUGUUGUUGACGAUCACUUCAUGGAAAUUUCACAUGUACUGAGAGGAGUAGAGUGGCAGAUUUCAACUCCAAAACAUCUGCUUUUAUACAAAGCUUUUGGAUGGAAUCCUCCUCAGUUUGGUCACUUACCUUUGAUAAUGAAUGCAGAUGGUACAAAAUUAUCAAAAAGGCAAGAUGACAUUAGAGUAGAACAUUAUAGGAAAUCAGGAAUUUUUCCUGCAGCCUUAAUUAACUACAUUACAACUGCUGGAGGAGGAUUUAAUCGUGAAACUGCUAUUACUCAAUGUUAUAGCUACAAAGAUUUAAUUGAACAAUUCGAUAUUAAUAGAGUAAAUGUUCACUCCAGUAAAUUGAAUCCAGAUAAAUUGUUGGAAUUCAAUAGAUUAGAGAUUUCAAAUCUUUUGUCCAAUGAACGGAAUCAUAAGUUUCUUAUUGAAAGGCUCGUUCAGUUGAUAAAAGAAGCUGUCCCAGAAAAGGUUUCUCACUCGAGCUUGCAAUUAGACCCAGAGCACAUAAUAUCAACAUUGAAAUGGGCCCAAAACAGAAUUAAUAAGCUCAGUGACCUAGUUUCAGCCGAUUUGAAAUUUUUAUGGGUAAAGCCUGAAAAUAAUGAUAAUUUCAAGAAUCUUAAGUAUUUGGAAUCAAUUGAAGUUUUGAGCAAAAAACUUGAAAAUAUUGACGAAAAUAAUUUCUGUCAAGAAUCUUUAAAAAAUUACCUUCGCGAAUUCGCUAAAACAAAUAAUGUUCCUUUUUCUGAUCUUAUGAAAACAUUGAGGAGCCUUUUGAGUGGUUUGAAGGAAGGUCCAAGUGUGGCAGAAAUGAUGGAAAUCUUAGGAAGAGAUGCUACUUUGAAUCGUUUAAGAAAGUCUGCGUCUUAAUGUAAAAAUAUUAAAAAUGAACCAUAGAUGUACAUAAUUCAAUUUAGUUAGGACUUGAUGAAAUUCUUUUUCAAAUAGAUUUUUCAAUUCAAAUUGUUUUAUUGUUGUACAGAUAAUUUGUUGAUCUGCAUUGUAUGAUAUUGAAAUGCUGUGAGUCAAUUGAAUCGAGUCAUUCCGAAACUAGGAAAUUAGACAUGCGCGCUGCGCAUAAUUAAUUUAAAAAAAAUAUGAUUUUUAAAUAAAAUGACAAAAGACAUACUGCGUCGAAAAA